Messenger RNA from Carica papaya (papaya), 2568 nucleotides. RefSeq names its product oligopeptide transporter 1 (gene OPT1). Gene Ontology annotation, biological process: transmembrane transport. NCBI's taxonomy places the organism in Eukaryota, Viridiplantae, Streptophyta, Magnoliopsida, Brassicales, Caricaceae. The record is from RefSeq and is a predicted model, not a curated record. Gene Ontology annotation, molecular function: oligopeptide transmembrane transporter activity.
CUUUGGCAAAUUUUACAGAGGGAGGAAAUGGCAACCUCCUUGGACCAGGAAAUCCCUCAGUACAAUCCCCCUGCAAACCAGAAAGACCCUGAGGAUGAAGUGGAUGAUAAUCCAAUAGAGGAGGUAAGACUGACCGUUUCGAUCGCCGACGAUCCGACGGAAUCGGCAUUGACGUUUAGAACAUGGGUCAUCGGCCUGGUGUCGUGCGUGAUUCUUGCUUUUGCAAACAGAUUUUUAAAUUAUCGAACCAAUCCGCUUGGAAUUUCUUCAGUUACCAUUCAAAUUGUUGGUCUUCCAAUCGGAAAAUUCAUGGCGGCAACACUUCCGACGAAGAAAUUUCGUUGUCCUUUUACGAAGAAGACAUUUUCUCUGAAUCCUGGACCCUUCACUUUAAAAGAACAUGUACUCAUCACCAUAUUUGCUAGUUGUGGUUCGCUCGGUGUAUAUGCCGUCCAUAUUAUCUCAAUCGUCAGGGUCUUCUAUCAUCGCGGACUGAAUGCAAUUGCAGCUUUGUUGCUUGCACAAACUACUCAGCUGCUAGGUUAUGGAUGGGCGGGUGUAUUCAGGACAUACCUUGUUGACUCACCUUAUAUGUGGUGGCCAGCAAACUUGGUGCAGGUUUCUCUGUUCAGGGCAUUGCAUGAGAAAGAGGAGAGACCUAAGGGAGGACAAACCAGACUGCAAUUCUUUCUUAUUGUGUUCAUAGCAAGUUUUGCUUAUUACGUGAUUCCAGCUUACUUCUUUCAAGCCAUAUCGGCACUUUCUGUUAUUUGCUGGAUAUGGAAGAAGAACAUCACAAUGCAACAAAUUGGUUCCGGAGUCAAUGGUCUAGGUCUUUUCUCGUUUGGUCUGGACUGGGCUUCAAUUGCCGGCUACCUCGGUAGCCCUCUUGCUACGCCUUUCUUUGUAAUUGCCAAUGUAAUGAUUGGGUUUUUCGUCUUCGUCUACAUUCUCGUCCCCAUUGCUUAUUGGAACAACAUGUACGAAGCCAAGCGAUUUCCCAUCUAUUCAUCAAAAACAUAUGACAUUGAUGGUCACAGAUAUAAUAUAACCCGAGUUCUCAAUGAAACCAGUUUUGAUCUUGAUCUAGUCGGCUAUGAAAAUUAUAGCAAACUCUACCUCAGUAUUAUAUUUGCCUUCGUUUAUGGAUUGAGUUUCGCCACUCUGACAUCAACUAUUUCCCAUGUUGCACUUUUUGAUGGAAAAAUGAUUUGGAGUACAUGGAAAAAAACAUCAACCACAGCAAAGAACAAAUUCAACGAUGUGCACACAAGACUGAUGAAGAAGAACUAUCCAACCGUUCCCAUGUGGUGGUUUCAUUCAGUUUUAAUCUUGUCCGUAGGCCUUGCUAUCUUUGCUUGUGAAGGUUUUGGCAAGCAGUUGCAGCUUCCAUGGUGGGGAGUUCUACUAUCUUGUGCCAUUGCUUUUUUCUUCACCCUGCCUAUAGGGAUAAUUCAAGCCACAACAAACAUGCAACCAGGGUUAAAUGUGAUCACAGAGUUGAUCAUUGGGUAUAUGUACCCAGGGAAGCCUCUCGCCAACGUGACUUUCAAGACCUAUGGCUAUAUCAGUAUGUCACAGGCACUUAAUUUUAUUCAGGACUUCAAAUUGGGACACUACAUGAAGAUCCCUCCAAGAUCCAUGUUCAUUGUCCAGUUAGUUGGAACCCUUGUUGGAACCACCAUCCACUUUUGCACCGCAUGGUGGCUUCUUUCAACUGUAGAGAACAUAUGCGAUACAUCUUUGUUACCCCCAGACAGUCCAUGGACAUGCCCCAACGAUGCGGUUUUCUACAGUGCCUCAGUCAUCUGGGGUGUCAUUGGUCCUGCCAAAAUGUUCACAAAGCAAGGCAUCUACCCGGAAAUGAACUGGUUCUUCCUUAUUGGCCUUCUUGCUCCUGUUCCCUUUUGGUGGCUGUCACGCAAAUAUCCUGAGAAAAAAUGGAUCAAAUCCAUCCAUAUGCCCAUGCUCUUAGGAGCUACAAUUAGCAUGCCACCAGCUAGAGCAGUGCACUAUUGGUCUUGGGGAAUUGUGGGAAUACUCUUCAACUAUUAUAUCUUCAGAAGGUACAAGGGAUGGUGGGCUAGGCACAACUAUAUUUUAUCUGCUGCUCUUGAUGCUGGUGUUGCCUUCUUGGGAAUCCUCAUCUUCUUUGCCCUCCAAAAUACCAGUUUCCCAGAGUGGUGGGGUAUGUCCUACACUGACCACUGUGACUUGGCAGCAUGUCCUACUGCACCUGGGUCUACAUGUGGCAAAUGAUAAAUGAUCUGCUUCAUCAAGAUGCUAAAGACAUUGGUUUUCUGUAAGAUGUAGCAUAUUCUGCGCAGGGAUUUCAGAUUUCAUUAUCGAAGCAUUGUACCUGUCAAUAAAAUAAUGGAGAAGACUGAUUACGAUUACACAACAGCAUAAUCUAAUAGCUUCGCCUAUGAAGAUGUACGGUUGUAAUUUGUAGGACAGGUUUCUUAUGAAAUUAUCUAAUCAAUGUCAAAAUGGAUAACGUCAGUUUGUUUCAAGGUGACCAGGAAUUUUCAGAUACAUGUAUUUCAAAUUGAUUGUUUGGUAGUAAAA